This is a messenger RNA of Epinephelus lanceolatus (giant grouper), 3504 nucleotides long. RefSeq names its product sphingomyelin phosphodiesterase 4 (gene smpd4). Gene Ontology annotation, molecular function: sphingomyelin phosphodiesterase D activity. Gene Ontology annotation, biological process: sphingomyelin catabolic process; glycerophospholipid catabolic process; ceramide biosynthetic process. NCBI's taxonomy places the organism in Eukaryota, Metazoa, Chordata, Actinopteri, Perciformes, Serranidae. The record is from RefSeq and is a predicted model, not a curated record.
AGAAGAAGAAGUCAACGACUGUUCGUGUUUCGUUUGAAUCGCACUGAUGGAAACGCGGUUCAUGAGAAAGUGGCCCAAAUUUUGAAUUCCUGUGUGCGGAGAAGGUGGGAUUCAAGUGGACUGUACAUAAGAAGAAAUCAACAGAAGGGUCCUACAUGGCGGCUCCGAUAUUACAACAGCCCAGUUUCCUACUGGCCAAUCUUAAAGCUGAUGCCACCACCAAACCUCUUAUCCAGCGAUGCCAAGAUCUGGUGAAAAUCAUUGAUGAAUAUCCUGCAAAGGAGCUGCACUUGAUUUUCCCCUGGCUGGUGGAGAGUGUGUUUGGUAGCCUGGACGGCAUCAUCGCUGGCUGGAACCUGCGACUCCUCCAUUCACGGAACAAUGAAUACAACAUUGUUAUGGAAUUUCUAAACCCCAGUGGGCCGAUGAUGAAGCUCGUGUAUAAACUUCAAGCGGAAGAGUACAAAUAUGAAAUACCUGUCAAUUAUCUCCCGGGUCCUGUGAAAGCCUGUAUCCAGGAGGGAGUUCUCCCAGACUGUCCGCUGUUUCACAACAAGCUGCAGUUCCCCCUGUCUGGUGUGCUGACUCUGAACCUUGCUCUCAAUCCAUUUGAAUUCUUCAUGUUCAACUUUGCCUACUGUCUCAUCACGCCAAAGAACUAUCCUCAAGGCCAACAUGGAAGCUCCACUGACACUGCCUACUUUGUGCUCGUGGACACUUACCUGAAAUACUUCCUCCCCAGUGAAGGAAGUGUCCCCCCUUCCCCUUUCUCUGACUCCAGAGGCUCCGUCACUGCACCUCCACCCAGAUCAGCCAGUGUUUCCUUCGCUGGGUAUGGCGUUCACACCCCAAGUCUCCUGAAACAUCACAUAUUCCAUCAACCGUCAGUUAAUGCAGACCCCGCAGCCCAGGAAAUCUGGAGGUCUGAAACACUGUUACAGAUGUUUGUGGAGAUCUGGCUCCAUCACUACUCCUUAGAGAUGUACCAGAAGCUGCAGUCUCCUCAGGUGAAGCUGGCGCUGCUGCAGUACCGCCUCAGUAUGUCCAGCAUGCCGUGCCAACCCUACGCCCCACCAGGCUCUGGGACCCUCCACACCUACCAAGUACUUUUACCUUUUCAUUCACCCCCGCCCCUCUGGGGCCUCCUGGAGGAACCCUUCAGCCCGACAGAGGAGCACGUGCUGGUGGUGCGUCUCCUGGUGAAACAUCUGCACGCCUUCUCCAACAGCCUGAAGCCCGAGCAGCUGUCCUCCUCCCCCUCAGCACACUCACACACUCACACCAGCCCGCUGGAGGAGUUCAAGAGAGUGGUUGUGCAGCGUUUUGUGCAACAGAAGCUGUACCUGUUUCUCCAGCAUUGCUUCGGUCACUGGCCUCUCGACGCCUCUUUCAGAGCGGUGUUGGAAACAUGGCUGAGCUACAUCCAACCAUGGAGAUACACAGGAGAGAAGACCAACUCUCAGCCAGAUCAGAACAGAACAGUACCUGACAAAUGGGAGUCGUUUGUUCAGGAGAACCUGCUCAUGUACACGAAGCUCUUCCAGGUGUUGUUGAACAGAGCCGUGAGGACGGAUCUGGUGAAUGCCAAAAAUGCACUGAUGGUCUUCAGGGUGGCCAAAGUCUUCGCACAGCCAAACCUCGCUGAGAUGAUCCAGAAAGGAGAGCAGUUGUUUCUGGAGCCAGAGCACGUCCUCCACCACCGCCAACCCCGCGGCUACCUGACGCCGAGCCAAGGAGGCAGCUACCUGUCGUCACGGCAACGAGUGGUGACAGACGUGGUGUUCAGGGUGAAGAGCCACGUCUAUGCUUUGGAAGGCCAGGACUGCCAGUACAAACAGAUGUUCGGCCCUGAGCUCAGAGGAGCCGUCAUGAAGUUAAUCCAGAUAAUUGCACAGGCCCGACAGACAGCCAAGAGGAUAUCGGAUCACUCCAAUGAAGUGGCAGCCAAUAACUCGUUCAUGUCCUGGUUUGGGAUGGGCUCUCCUGAUCCCAACAACACCUUCCCCGGGGCUGAGCCAGAGGAGAGCGGGGAGUGCUUGAAAAAGACUCACGAAUUCCUGGACAGAGCUUUGGAGAACUUGUGUCAAAUCUUCAAGCUGAACCAGGUGCAGCUGACGCAGCUCAUAUCCAACCUGGGCUCGUCUCAGGACGAUGGAAACAGCAAACAGCUGCCAGACUGCAUCCAGGGAGAGAACGGACUCAUUCUCACCGACCUGGGCAGGAGGCAGAUUAUAAGUGGACUGCGCCGGUUUGACGUUCAGUAUCAAGGAGACCCGGAGCUCCAGCCCAUUAGGAGCUAUGAGAGCGCCCUGCUGGUCAGGCUUUUCUACAAGAUCUCUUCUCUGGUUAAUGAUAGGUUCGGAGGGCAUAUGAAUGCUCUCUGCUCACGUCCAGACUUCCUGGGUCGCCUGGGUCGUCACUACUUGGCGGAUCCCGAUGCCUCUGCAAGACUGAGGCAGAGCCCGAUAACCCGGCGGACGCUAGAGAGGAACCGGCAGCCGAUGCUGAGCCUGCGCCCGCUGGCCAGCUACAGGACGUUACUCCUUCUGGUGCUCCUCUACGUGUUCGGAGCCCUCCUGUCGUUUGGCCCCAUAUCCAGCACCCUCCUCAUCCUCACAGGUGGAUUCCUCUACGGAGUCUUCAUGACGCUGUUUGGUGACAAACUGAAAACACACUAGCAGGAGGCGCAGGGUCCCUACACACACCUGAAACACACACAUAAUCAGUUUGAGUCCAGCUUUGAAUGUGUGACAAUAAAUGUGUAAUGGGUUAAUCUGCCAUUAUGUCACUGUUUAAAAAUGCUUGUAUCAGUUUCCUAAAGCCUAAAAUGAUGUCAUCAGAUGUCUUUUUACAACCAAUAGUCUGAACCCCAAAAUAUUCAGUUUGUUAUUGUGUAAAGACAAAGAAAAGCAGCAAACUUUAACUUUUCAAAAGCUUAAACAAGUAAAUAUUUGGAUCCAUAACUCAAAAGAUGAAAAUGAUUGAUUAUCAAAACAGUUGCCAAGAUCAUCUACUAAUGAUUACAGCUUGAUAUUGAACCCUUUGCUGUAGAGACGAAAUGUUUAGCUUGUUGCCAGCUGCUGCAGUGAAGCCAGAGUCGAUGUUGGUGACAGAUGAUCCUGUUAUUCUCAUCAGGUCUAGCGUGACACAGCCUUCUGAAGUGUCGGUGCUCUGUGUCUGAACAUUGAUCAGACUCUUCAGGUAUCUGGGACUUUUAAAGUGACAUCAUUGUGAAACAGGAUGUGCAUAGGAGAACUGUUGGCAGGCGACUGGCAGCUCUUCUGUUCUUGCUUUUAAUAUGACGGCUUAGAUUUGUAAUUUGUGUUUCAUAUAACCCUGUAAAUAAUAAAUACACAGCCUUGAUGCUCUGUUGGUUGGACUUUUUUUCCCCCAACAAGCAUCUGAAAACAGGUACAGGCCAAAACCUUCAAUGGAGUAUAACUGACUUUUUCUCAGAUGCAUUUUUGUCCAAAAGAAUCAAUAAACUGUUUGCACUCGUUUGUA